ACUGCAAGGCAUUUCCCGGUCGAUCGAAACUUUAGCGGGAACACCGGAUACACAUAUUCACAUUAUCCUCAUCCAGUCGGUCGCCUUGAAAAAUCCAUUGGCACGCUACUGAGGUCAAUCGGGAGGCACUGAUUUUUACUCAAAAACAAUCACAUCUGUAUAUUCAUAAAUCACAAUGGGUGCUACUCGCGCGCAAAAGGAAGUUUACUUCAUCAAACUAAAGGAACUCAUCUCCAAAUAUUCCUCCAUCUUCAUCGUCAACGUUGACAAUGUCAGCUCCAACCAGAUGCACCAGAUUCGUGUUGCUCUCCGUGGCAAAGGUGUCGUCUUGAUGGGCAAGAACACCAUGGUUCGCCGUGCUCUUCGUACUAUCCUCUCGGAGAACCCCCAGUUUGAGCGUCUUCUUCCCCACGUCAGGGGUAACAUUGGUUUCGUCUUCACCGACAAAGAGCUCAAAGAGGUCAGGGACAUCAUUGUUGCCAACAAGAUUGCCGCCCCCGCUCGUGCUGGUGCUUAUGCCCCCAAGGAUGUCUUCGUCCCUGCCGGAAACACCGGUAUGGAGCCCGGAAAGACCUCCUUCUUCCAGGCCCUCGGUAUCCCUACCAAGAUCGCUCGUGGUACUAUUGAAAUCUCGGCCGAGGUCCAGGUCGUUACCGCUGGUAGCCGUGUCGGCCCGUCCGAGGCUACUCUUCUCAACAUGUUGAACAUCUCACCGUUCACCUACGGUAUGACUGUCGUCCAGAUCUUCGACUCUGGAAAUGCGUUCGCUCCCGAAGUUCUCGACAUCGACGAGCAGGUGCUCAUCGACCGCUUCUUGUCCGGCAUCCAGACCAUUGCUGCCAUCUCACUUGCCCUCAACUACCCCACCCUCGUCUCGGUCACGCACUCCCUUGUCAACUCGUACAAGAACCUCAUUGCAUUGUGCUUGUCCACCGACUACAUCUUCGAGGGUGCUCAGAAGGCAAAGGAUUACUUGGAGAACCCUGAAGCAUUUGCUGCCGUUGCUGCCCCUGCUGCCGCUGAGGCUGCACCCGCUGCUGCUGAGGCUGAGGCUGAGGAGAAGGCGGAAGAGAAGGAGGAGUCUGACGAUGACAUGGGUUUCGGUCUCUUCGACUAGAUUACGCAUCAUGUCGUGUUAUGUACUGUCACGCAUAUCGUCUAAUGCACAUGCAAGCUGAUAAGAAGACUCACUCGUGUUGAUCAAAUGAUCCCCAUAAAUAUAUAUAAGUCAAAUGAAGAAGAUUGCAAGGCGCCUAUUCAUACUUCUACGUAGACUUUACAUAUAUGGCUUGGAGAUAAUCAUCCUUUCGUCGCUACA
Suillus fuscotomentosus is the source of this 1318-nucleotide messenger RNA. Its product is annotated as ribosomal protein L10-domain-containing protein. Gene Ontology annotation, molecular function: structural constituent of ribosome; large ribosomal subunit rRNA binding. Bases 176 to 1117 code for a protein of 313 amino acids. Gene Ontology annotation, biological process: ribosomal large subunit assembly; ribosome biogenesis; cytoplasmic translation. Lineage: Eukaryota; Fungi; Basidiomycota; Agaricomycetes; Boletales; Suillaceae. The transcript is spliced from 6 exons. The record is from RefSeq and is a predicted model, not a curated record. Gene Ontology annotation, cellular component: cytosolic large ribosomal subunit.